Messenger RNA from Symbiodinium sp. CCMP2456, 726 nucleotides. The record is from the annotation of a GenBank genome assembly. Lineage: Eukaryota; Dinophyceae; Suessiales; Symbiodiniaceae.
AUGGCGAGCACUGAACAAAUUCAAUCACUAGCUGCACUAGCUAGUCAAGUGCAACAGCUGACAGCACAGCUCACGUCACAGCAGCAGGAGCUGAACAACACGCGAACUGCACUAGAACAGCAGGCCCAGGCGACCAACGCCGCUCUAACAGUGGCGCGGUCGGCUGUGUCCCAGUUGACAGCCACGUCGCAGUCAACGACGUCUGCGGAACCCAAACGCAGACCACUGAAUCCCAAGUUGGUCAAUGCACCAGAAUCGUUCACCGGCAGUGAUUCUGAUUGGGAGCGAUUCAAAUUCGGUUUCACAUCGUGGAUCGGCACUGUUGAUCCUGAGUACCCCGACCUUCUCAAGUUUGCCGCUGCGCAAACAGACGAGAUCAAUCCGGCAGAGAUGAUUCCAGUUGCGAAAGUGUUGUGCGCAGACCUGUUUGCCAUUUUGGUAGGCCUUGAAGAAUGGGAAGGUGAAAUUGCAAAAUACGAACGUGAGUACAAGAAAACAUUUGAUGCAGAUCUGAAGCUCGCGAUCCUGUUUCGUUUGGACUCCACAGACAUCACCGAACCGGUGAUGGCUUUCUGCCGCACUUUGGAUGACGCCGAUUGCGACAUGCACUUCUACCGUUCACAUUUUGGCUCAAGUAGCCAUUUUGGCUCAAGCCAUUUUCGCUCAAGGCAAACAGCUCAAGCUUUUCGUGGAAACCUUUUCUUCUUGAGCCUCUGGGCCUGCUAA